Acanthopagrus latus (yellowfin seabream) is the source of this 6368-nucleotide messenger RNA. RefSeq names its product ankyrin repeat and sterile alpha motif domain containing 1Ab (gene anks1ab). The record is from RefSeq and is a predicted model, not a curated record. Gene Ontology annotation, cellular component: cytosol. The coding region runs from base 185 to 1921 and encodes 578 amino acids. NCBI's taxonomy places the organism in Eukaryota, Metazoa, Chordata, Actinopteri, Spariformes, Sparidae. Gene Ontology annotation, molecular function: protein binding. The transcript is spliced from 13 exons.
GCUCCUUUUCCCUCCAAACAGGAGCACUUUGUAUGAGUUGGAGUCACAUUUCUCAAGCUGACAGUAUUUAUACUUGGUUAAUCUGUGUCUUUCAGUGCUAAUAUUGACUGGCUUUCCACGAAGAUCCUGGAUCGCUCUUCAGGAAACUGAGGAUCCUUGAGCUGCACUUGGCAGCUCCAGAACAAUGGCAGAGUGCACUCCGGAUGCCCAUCCCGGCAAGGUGAUCCAGACUCCAAAGGCUGACAAUAAGGACUCCAGUGAAGUUUCAGCUGAGUCCGCACCGAAGGCAACGGUCAGAGUCAGACCUGCAGACCUUGGGCUGAUUCGAAGCUUGUCAAAGUCGGACUCUGACUUGUUGGCGUCACCACUCGGGGAGGAGGAUGGAGGUCUGGCUGGCCGCAGUGGAUCCGUGUCUAACUGCAGCUCUGGGCAGCCGUCCACGGAGCGCAUGCAUUCCUUUGCCUCUGAGUGGGAUGAGAUUGAGAAGAUCAUGAACUUGAUUGGAGCAGGCAUUGAAACGUCCAAAAAGAAUCAGCCCAGACCAAGAUCAGAUGGGGCCUGUGGUAAAGCCCUGGACCAGCCGGUGGGAGAGUGGCUGGAGCACGUGGGGCUGCCGCAGUACGAGAGCAAGUUCCUGCUCAAUGGCUUCGACGACCUACGAUUCAUGGGAAGUAACGUGAUGGAGGACCAGGAUCUCAGAGACAUCGGGAUCACUGACCCAGGACACCGAAAGAAAAUUCUCCACGCGGCACGCAGCUUGCCCAAGGUGAAAGCACUCGGCUGUGAUGGCAGCACAUCUCUUGCCUCCUGGCUGGAUGGCCUCGGCCUGCAUGAAUAUCUGCCCAACUUUCUUUCAAGUGGCUACCGCACACUGGAGUGUGUGAAGAACCUGUGGGAGCUGGAGAUUGUCAAUGUUAUUAAGAUUGGUGCCCUGGGCCACAGGAAGAGGAUCAUUGCCUCUCUAGCAGAGCGCCCCUAUGAAGAGGCUCCGUCCAAGUCCCGUCGUCUGUCCCCAAUUAUGUUCCAUGACCUCCUGUCCCAGACAACAUCCCCCCUCAGUCAGAUGGACCCCUACACCAGUCGCUCCAUGGACAUGCUCCUGCCCCUGACUGAGACGGACCGGAGGCGGAGAGGAGUUGAACAGGACUGUAGUGUUUCCCUGCGUUCGUAUAGUGAGAGGCCACGCUCUGUAGACAGACAUAGCGAACGACAUAAAGACUCUCGUUUAAACCUCCGGCCGCCGAGCCACUCUGCUACCUACGCCACGGUGUCUGCCUGGCAUCACCAGCCUGAGAAACUCAUCCUGGACUCCUGCGGGUACGAGGCGACUUACCUAGGAUCAAUGAUAAUCAGGGAUCUACGAGGGAUUGAAUCCACACAAGAUGCCUGUGCUAAAAUUAGGAAAUCAAAGGAUUCAAGAAAGGGUCCAGUCGUCAUACUGUCCAUUACCUAUAGAGGGGUCAAGUUCAUCGAUGCAGCCACGAAGACUAUAGUUGCAGAACAUGAGAUCAGGAACAUCUCAUGUGCUGCUCAGGACCCAGAUGACCUCUGCACUUUUGCUUAUAUUACCAAGGAUCUGAAGAGUGGCCACCACUUCUGUCAUGUCUUCAGCACUGUGGAAGUGACGCAGACCUACGAGAUCAUCCUAACACUGGGACAGGCAUUCGAGGUAGCCUAUCAGAUGGCCAUCCAGACCAGGGCGAGACAAUAUGUCCCACCCACAUCUCUGCCCUCAGAGGUCAUAGAGACCAAAACCAGCCGCCCUGUAUCUCAGUCGUGGAGCAGCAUGCGGAGAUCAGCAAUCGACCCCCUGGAGAUGGACGCAGACAUGCAGUCCCUGGGCAGCACCACCUGGCUCUUGGACCAGCGGGAUUCCAACAGGCGCCCAGUCAGCACCAAGUACGAGACCACCAUAUUCUGAGGCCGGAUCCCCACAGCCGCCCCUCUGCACCCCCUCGUACUUUCCCUCUCCCUCCUGCAUCCGGUUCUUUAUUUAUCUCUCUCAUACACACACUCUCACACACACACACACACACACACACACACACACAUAUAUAUAUAUACAUGCGAGCCCCGUGCCUUCUCACUGUGAUGGUAUAGCAUCCCUCAGGGCUGCCUACUCCUGCACCCUCCUUUGCCCUGCCCAGCGACCCACACCAACCUCUUUACCCACCAUGACAAACACUCCUGCGGCUCUCCCGUGCCUCCCCAACACCCCUGUCUGGCAGCCUCCCUCGCCUGUUGCUGCUGCAGUCAAUGGCGGAGCCCUGGAACGGAUGAUCCUGGACUGAUGUCAUUUUACAGUGGCCCUGCUCUCUCAACCAAUCUGCCUCUUCCUCCUCAUCCUCCUCCUCCUGACAACUUGCAUCUGCCUCCAAAUCCCCGAUAGCUCCCAGAGGUUGCAUCUUUAUUAUUCCUUCAUUUUUAAAAUAUUGAUUCUCCACAGGCAAAACAAGCAUGUUCAUUCUUUAUUUAGACUCCUCAUUGGUUUGAUGUUAACGGUUCAAUUUCCAGAAAGUUUAAGUUCGUAAUGUAAACUGCAGAGUUGUGUGAAAUACCAAAGGGACCAGUGUAUAAAACUUUAAAGGAAAAGCUAAACUUUGGGGAAAUGCACUUAUAACUUUCUUGUAGAGAGUUGGAUGACAGCACUGAUACCACGCUCACAUCUACUCAUAACAUGAAGCUACAGCUAGUCUAACAUAAAGACUAGAAACAGGGAAUCAUCCAACCUGGCCAUGACAAAAAGUUAACAAAAUCUGCCUGCCAGCCCCUCAAAGCCUCACAUAUAACCAUUUUGUUGAUUAUCAUCUCGAUUAACUGAUUAGUUGUUUGGUCUGUAAAAUGUCAGCAGAGGGUAAGAACUGUACAGUCAAUGUUUCCCAAAGCCCAGCAUGACAUCCUCAUAUGGCUUUUGUCCACAACCCAAAGAUAUUAAGUUUACUUUCAUAGAGUAAAGAAACCCCCAAAAAUGUAACCCUUCAAUUAAUCUUCUCUGUUUCGAAUGUACACAGGUGUAAAAACAACAAAUUGUUCCAUGCAGGGUUAUGGACUGUUUCCUGGUCCUGUGUGACAACUCCCUAAGAGCUCCCACAGUUUCUACUUUAUUAGUUUUCCUGUUGCCAGCCGUUACAAAAAGGUUAUUCAGAGGCAAAACGAAUAAAGCUCUUGCAUCACGACUUCCACACUGGCCUUGUGUUUCUUCCUGGAGUCCACGCUGCUGAGCAACUGACCCCAAUCAGAAAAUAGUCUGGCACUUUAAGAUACAAUAUGUAGCUGUUCUGCAUUAAAAACACUAGGCUUAGGUUAUAUAAGUUGGUAUUUCCAGCAGUGUUCAAACCCAAAGAAAGCUGGGGUUUUUUUCAAGGUAACAGUUUAUUCACGUAGUUGACUCUCUCUAUGACUUCAGUGAGACAGUGUGAGGAAAAGAAGUAAGACAUGACUAAACAGAAGGUGAAUUAGGUUUAAGCAUUAACUCCUCGGUGAUCAUUUCUGCCCGUCAUGUCAGAUAGAUUUUCAUCAGCAAUGGGGAUUGUUUAAAAAUGAAGAGGAAAUCUCCCACAGUACUUAUUUUUUGUUUUGUUUUGAUUGAGAGACCUCUAGUUGUAGAAAGAACGCCUCAGUUUGUUUCUAGUAUUCACACUGUUUUUUUAGUCCAGAUUCAGAAAAAUCGAUACCGCAUGCUAGUUAGUUCAUUCAUGCAUUCAGAAAUAUGAUAACAAACUGAAUCAACGAACAUAAGUAAGCUUUAGAAAUGCUGGAUGGUGGAUUUUUUAAAAAAUAUUAAACAUUUCCUUUGUGAGUUCUAAGCUAAGUUAGCUUGCUAAUGGCGGUAGCAUCAUAUUGAAUGUACAGACGUCUGAGUGGUAUCAGUAUUGUCUAACUCUUUACAAGAAAGCGAAUAAGUAUUUACCCCAAAACGUUUCCUUUAUCAGACCCUUUUGAUAUUGCACAGAUUAAAUAUCUAGAUUCCAAGCCUGUAAAAUAAAAGUAUGAUUUAUUUUUUUUUAGUUAAUUUCGACAUUACUUUUUAUUCUUAAUUUACUGUAUUAUUUGAUUGUUUGGUUGUUUUGCCUCAAGACAGUUAUUAUUAUUUUUUUCUUUCUCCAUCUUUAGCUUGUCCUGUCUUACCAGGCAUCUACCACUGUGAGGCACUAUGAGGAGGCUGCUUUGCUAGCAUGGGAUGCAAGACGGACAAUUAAACAAAACAGCAACAUGCAGCAAACAACCUGAUUUAUUUUUUGUUGUUGUUUUUUUGUUUAUUUCUACGCAUUUGUAAAAUACUCAUAACAACACGAUGGAUCGGUCAUGAAUCUGUCACUGAUGUCUGAACUCAAAACGGACCAAGAACUGGAACCUCGCACACACAGGAGGACAACUUUCCUACACUUUACCGAGGACGACAGCCUUACUUUAUUUUGGUUAUCUAUAAUCAACUAAAUCCCCAACCUUUCCCCAGAACUUCCUGAAUACUACCACCACCACCACCACCACCCCCCAAUAACUGCACGCCUCCCCCCCUGCUUCUAAAAGACUUUAAGGAAACAAAAAAAGAGAGAGAGAGACAACAGCACUUCUGAUUUCCUGGUGUGUUAAACCGACUGUGACUGGCUGGGUGAUGACGUUCUUACGAUUGGUACAGUGAGAGUGUUCGCUCUGGCUUUGUACUGCCCUGUUCCCGCAGUCUCUCAGCAUUCAUGGUAGCAAAUGAGAGACUGAAAAAUCACAGCAUCUUCUUCUUGUCAAUUAAAAAAAAAAAAAAAAAAAGAAAAAGAAAGAAAAAAGAACACUGUGUUACAACAUGGCACUAUCCCUUUUAAUAACCUUGUUUUCUUUUCUUACGGUGCAAAUAGGACAAUUAGUGCAUUUGUGAUACCUUUUGAUAGACGGAGACAGACUGAAAUAUUUUGGUAGAGAAUGAUUAAGGAUAUUGAUACAACCAGAGGCAAAAAAAACAAAAAACAAAAACAAAGAUAAUACCACCAAAAAGCAUAUUUAGUGUACUCACAUUGGUUCCACAUUUCACAACGUUGGUAGUCAGAAUGAGAAACAUUCUCAGCACGAUUUCAUUUGACCUGAUGCACAAUUCGGCGCACAUCUCCCAACAUAGCAUCUUAUUAUCAUGAUUACAUGGGUAGGUAUCCGUGCUGUUUCACGCCAAUUUAAUUUAGAAUUAGGUACAGUACAUGCAGAGUACGCUACGUGGAGAUAAACGGCAGUGAAAAGAUUUAAUUCCGCUACAUUAAAAGAGCCAAAAUCUAAGUGUUGCUCUGGUGUCGUGUUAAUGCGAAUGGAUUUGUUAUGCUGAGAACAUGACACAGUUUUUCCUCAUUUUAUUUUUUUAUUUUUUUCUUAUUUAGAGAGAGAGAAAAGAAUCAUUUCCCUCCUUGCACUGUGACUCAAGAAAAAAAAAAAAAAAAGCUUGUCGUGGAGUCGACACGUAUCUGUGGGUUCUCCCCUGUGUGCACUACCUGCUGUGCGUGCUGUAUGCCUUGUUUCUUGUCUGUCCUCAUGGGAGUUUGGACUGUUACCGUUACAUCACUGUCCACCGUCCUUGUUUCUGUGUGCUGCAAAGAGAAGUGAGAUAUUGAGCUCCUCUCCAGAAGACAGUGUGGCUGCGGACUGACUGUUAAAAGAUGUAGCUGGUCUGUGUGUGGUACCGUGGCUGUGUCAUUGCCACUCUGUUCUGACUGUUAACUGUUAGCUUCCACUGAUGAUGCAUGUUGGCAGUGUCUUUUUGUGUUUUGUACCCUUUGAUGCACUUGGCCUGAGCAGUCUUUCUGUAUGUACUGUAGCAGUGUCUCGUCUCCUCUCACUCAUCUGCCAUUCGCUUUUUAUGUUCCCCUCUGUUUGUUACACGCCAUUCAGCACAGCGAUUCAUCUCCAUCCCCUCCACCGUUUUCUCCAUUGUCGUCAUUACUCCAACAUUUUGUCACGUAUGUUCUCCCAUUUUGUGUGUCACCAAGACAACCUGCUCUAGUAUGAAUGCAUAAUGUAAAAAAAAAAAAAUAAAAAAAAAAAAGCAUUACACUUUAAUGAGCAGCAGCUAUUUAAAAGCAAGUUUUGGUGGCAUGAUAUGGCUGUGCAUGUACCGGUCUGUUUUAACAUUGAUGUUUUCCUUGUGUAGCUCACCCCAGCAUUCAAGUUUCCGGACACCAAGCUGUGAGUUGAAGGGGAGCAGCCGAUGCGAGUGUGUUUGCGUGUGUUGAGUUAGUGGGCAGAGCAGUGGAAAAAGAGGUAGAGAGAGGAAAAAAAAAAACCCCCGAGAGGUAAGCCUUAUGCAACGUGCAGGGCCAAACCAGCGCUACUCUGACAUUUUAGAUCUCACUCUGUAUACCCCACCCUGCUCCUCCACUGCCCCCCCCCACCCC